GAGCUGCCGGGCGGGCGGGAGGCGGGGGAGGUGUUUUCCAGCUUUAAAAAGGCCGGAGGCAGCGCGCGGCCCUGCGUCAGAGCGAGACUCAGACUCCGAACUCGCCGGCAGCGGCACCGCGCGGGUCGCAGCGGCCGGGCGCGGGUACAGGGGCGCGGGCGCACCCCUCCGAGCCCCCGCCACCCGCUCGCGUCCCAGGGCCGCAGACGGGCCUGCCACGCGCGCACACGCCCCUCAAUGACAUUUCCCCGGGGCGCGAGGCGCUGAGCCGGGCCGGGCGCGUGUCCGCCGGGCAGAGGUCCGGCUUCCCGGGGAACCAGCCCGGGUGGCGGCGCGGGGCGCCCGCUGCUGCGCCUCCUGCUCCUCCCCGGCCGCUCCUCCUCCGCCGCCGCCGCCGCGUGGAUGCCAAGUACCAGCUUUCCAGUCCCUUCCAAGUUUCCACUCGGCCCUCAGGCUGCAGCCUUCGGGAGCGGAGAAACUUUGGGGCCCGCGCCGCCCGCCGGCGGCACCAUGAAGUCGGCAGAAGAAGAGCACUACAGCUAUGCACCCCCCAGCAUCGGCUCUGCCCUGCCGCUCCCCACGGGGCACCCCUCGCUGCCAGCCGCGUGUCACGACCUGCAGACCGCCGCUGCGGGCAUCUCGGCCAUGCCAGCAGCGAGUCACUCCGCGGGGUACGGGGCAGCCGUGGACAGCGCGUCCUCGGGGUACUUCCUCUCUGCCGGCGGCAUCAGGCCUGACGGGGCCCCGGCCCUGGAGAGCCCUCGCAUCGAGAUCACCUCGUACCUGGGCCUGCACCACAACAGCGGCCAGUUUUUCCAUGACGUGGAGGUGGAGGACGUCAUCCCCGGCGCCAAGCGGUCCCCGUCCACGGCCACGCUGAGCCUGCCCGGCCUGGAGGCCUACCGGGACCCCGCGUGCCUCAGCCCGGCCAGCAGCCUGUCCUCCCGCAGCUGUAACUCCGAGGCCUCCUCCUACGAGUCCAACUACUCGUACCCGUACACGUCCCCCCAGACGUCCCCCUGGCAGUCUCCCUGCGUGUCCCCCAAGACCACGGACCCCGAGGAGGGCUUUCCCCGCGGGCUGGGGGCCUGCACCCUGCUGGGCUCCCCGAGACACUCCCCGUCCACCUCGCCACGCGCCAGCGUCACGGAGGACAGCUGGCUGGGAGCCCGCAGCUCCAGGCCCGCCUCGCCCUGCAACAAGCGCAAGUACAGCCUCAACGGCCGGGCCCCCUGCUCGCCCCACCACUCUCCCACGCCGUCCCCGCACGGCUCCCCCCGCGUCAGCGUGACGGACGACACGUGGUUGGGCAGCACCACGCAGUACACCAGCUCGGCCAUCGUGGCGGCCAUCAACGCCCUGACCACCGACAGCAGCCUGGACCUGGGCGACGGCGUCCCCGUCAAGUCCCGCAAGACCGGCCUGGAGCCCUCGCCCUCGGUGGCGCUCAAGGUGGAGCCGGCCGGGGAGGACCUGGGCCCCACGCCGCCCGCGACCGACUUCCCGCCCGAGGACUUCUCCUUCCAGCACAUCCGGAAGGGCGGCUUCUGCGACCAGUACCUGUCCGUGCCGCAGCACCCGUACCAGUGGGCGAAGCCCAAGUCCCUGACGCCCGCGCCAUACCUGAGCCCGUCCCUGCCGGCCCUGGACUGGCAGCUGCCAUCCCACUCGGGGCCCUACGAGCUUCGCAUCGAGGUGCAGCCGAAGUCCCACCACCGAGCCCACUACGAGACAGAAGGCAGCCGGGGGGCCGUGAAGGCGUCGGCCGGAGGACACCCCGUCGUGCAGCUGCACGGCUACUUGGAGAACGAGCCGCUCACGCUCCAGCUGUUCAUCGGGACGGCGGACGACCGCCUGCUGCGGCCACACGCCUUCUACCAGGUGCACCGGAUCACGGGGAAGACGGUGUCGACCACCAGCCACGAGGCCGUGCUCUGCAGCACCAAGGUCCUGGAGAUCCCGCUGCUGCCGGAGAACAACAUGCGGGCCACCAUUGACUGUGCUGGAAUCCUGAAACUCAGAAACUCUGACAUUGAACUGCGAAAAGGAGAGACAGACAUUGGGAGGAAGAACACCAGAGUGAGGCUGGUUUUCCGGGUCCACAUCCCACAGCCCAGCGGCAGGACGCUGUCUCUCCAGGUCGCUUCAAACCCAAUCGAGUGCUCCCAGCGCUCGGCCCAGGAGCUGCCCCUGGUGGAGAAGCAGAGCGCCGACAGCUACCCGGUCAUGGGCGGGAAGAAGAUGGUCCUGUCCGGGCACAACUUCCUGCAAGACUCCAAGGUCAUUUUCGUGGAGAAAGCUCCAGACGGGCACCACGUCUGGGAGAUGGAGGCCAAGACCGACCGAGACCUGUGCAAGCCGAACUCUCUGGUGGUCGAGAUCCCGCCGUUCCGCAAUCAGAGGAUCACCAGCCCCGUCCAAGUCAGCUUCUACGUCUGCAACGGGAAGAGGAAGAGGAGCCAACACCAGCACUUCACCUACCUUCCCGCCAACGUUCCCGUUAUAAAAACAGAGCCGUCUGACGAUUACGAGCCCGCUGCAGCCUGUGGACCGGCGAGCCAGGGGCUAAGUCCCCUCCCGCGACCGUACUACAGCCAGGCGCUGGCCGCCCCGCCCGACCCCAGCUCCUGCCUCGUGGCCGGGUUCCCGCUCUGCCCGCAGAGAAGCGCCAUGAUACCCUCGCCGCGGAGUGCGAGCCCCAAGCUGCACGACCUUUCUUCCGCCGCCUACAGCAAGGGCAUCGCCGGCCCAGCCCACUGUCACCUGGGACUUGCGCAGCCGGCUGGAGAGGUCCCCGCCGCUCAGGACGUGUCGAGACCCCUGGCCGUGCACCCGGGCUCCCCCCAGCAGCCGCCGCCCGCCGUGCCGCAGCCGCAGGUGAGUCCUCGUCCCAGCAGCAGCUGCCCCCUGGGUCGGCAGCGCACGCUCUGUCCCGACAGCCCCCCCGCCCCGCCUCCGCCCGCCACCCAGGAGCCACCCUGCUUGCAGCCCUGCAGCCCGGCGCACCUGCCCGCGAUGGGCCGCCAGCAGCACCCCCUGCCGAAGGUCCAAAGGGACGCGUCUCCGACCGCCCGGCCACGGUCCCUGCCAGAGGUGCGUGAGGACAGUGGCCGUAAUUUGGCCCUUAUUCCUGUAACGGUCAAGCGGGAACCCGAGGACUUGGACCAGUUGUACCUGGAUGACGUAAAUGAAAUCAUACGGAAUGACCUCUCCAGCGCCAACACCCAUUCGUAGCUGCCGCGCUGGAGUUCGCACAGUUCAAUGCGGAAGUUGAGCUUCAGCAGAGACUUUUGUCUAAAGAAAUGGAACACACACCUGGUACCACUCAGAGCUUCCAACUGCCUGCCUGCUGGAGCCGAGGGUUUAGGUUCUGUGUACAGAGGAGCAGCUGUCUGCUGGGAGGCGGGACGAGGCGGAAGACCAUUGCAUCUCCUGAAGGAAAAGUCAUCUCGAGACGCCGGAGGGUGGCCGGCAGGGUGUGGCCACAGAAGGUGGCGGAGCACGUGCCUUUCACAGACGUUUGGACACACAGUCUGACCCUGAGCCACCCUCCUGGCACCCCUGGAGUUCAACACUGGAAGUGCCUUAUUUAACCAGCCCUCAGGGCUUCGUGGAAUUGUGCAUUGAACUUGCUGCCGUGAGAAUGUGUGUAGGAGCAGAAGCUGUCAGGACAUUUUCAUUGUGAAUUGUUGUCCGUUGUAUGAAUUCGGAGAAUACUGUUGAGCUAAGGGUGGUCAGAGAAACCUAAUAUAAGUUUCUUACUUUUUUCAGCUUUUCCUGGGCUGUAACAUACAAUCUUGCACCUCACCCGGUACAUUUUGGAAACCUUCCGACCUGUCAUCUCAGCUCUUUCAUAAUAUACUUGUUCCUAAGACUGCAGGAUUGUUAAUAGUAGCAUGCUAGGAUCUUUGUUUUUAAUCUGGCUUCGAACAUAGCACAAGUAAGUUGAAUAGCACAAGCUAGGUUACUGGACAGACAAGGAACUCUGUCACAGGCUGGGUCUUGCAUUUGCAUGUAUGUGCACAUAUAGACAUACUUAGGUUUGAACAAUGAGGGACAGAGGUGGUGAUGACUGCCCAGCGAGGGCUUCCACAUCAGCAAUAACCAGCAUCAUUCUGGAAAGUGCAUCUAGGACCCCACACCUGGCUUCCUAGCUCCCCCCUGCGAGGUGUGUCCCCAUCCCCGGACAGCUGUGCAUGUUCUCGUCUCACGGGUCAGACGAGCACCUCACAAAGCCAGGAGAGGUGCGUCCGAACAGCCGUAGCUGACCACACGGCCAGACGGGAAGUAACUGUAAAUAACGUCACAGAAGGAGUGUAAUAUAUUUGUUCAGUUGUAAGAUGAUUAGUUCACAGAAGCCUUAUAGCGCUCUGCUUCAUCUAAGAAAACAAUUACCAAAAACAACGUUUUAAUAUGCAGCAGUGUAUAGAAUGUUUCCAGAUUAGUUACUGUUAAUAGAUAGCUUAGUGUAGGCUUGACUACUGCAUUUUGUACAAUUAACCGCUUAUUACACGUUAUGACUAGCAGUGACCUAUUAUUUCAUGUAACCAAAAAGCAUGGUUUAAUUAAACACGUCUAAUAACUGUGCCUUAGCAGCUGAUGCCCCCUGGUGGAACAUGCCUGCACUGCGGCAGCGGCGGCGGGGGGCCGCGGCCACCAGUCACCGAGCAGUCAGGACAGGACGCUCCGCGGGAAGAAUUCUGUAUCAGACACUCUUCUGUAUGAUGAUGUCUUACUUUUUUAACUCACAGAAAGAAACAAAAACUGAAAGCCAUGUCUGUAACACUUGCACAUAACUGUGAAGAGCUGAAGGCGUGUGGUGGCGUGUACAUAUGCCCGGUACUUAGCACCGUAGGAGUUGCAUGGGACACCUCUCCGUGGCUGUCACGCCAGGGGAGGUCCGGUGUCAUGUCGGCUGUCUCUGUAGUUAGAAGCAGACCCAAUAAAGCAGCACUUUCCUGCUGGACAGCCCGGUCUGAGAGUGGUUCGUGGCAGGCGCAGAAAAGUC
Messenger RNA from Lemur catta (Ring-tailed lemur), 5008 nucleotides. RefSeq names its product nuclear factor of activated T cells 1 (gene NFATC1). The coding region runs from base 403 to 3234 and encodes 943 amino acids. The record is from RefSeq and is a predicted model, not a curated record. Gene Ontology annotation, cellular component: transcription regulator complex. NCBI's taxonomy places the organism in Eukaryota, Metazoa, Chordata, Mammalia, Primates, Lemuridae. The transcript has 10 exons. Gene Ontology annotation, biological process: regulation of transcription by RNA polymerase II; calcineurin-NFAT signaling cascade; cytokine production. Gene Ontology annotation, molecular function: RNA polymerase II cis-regulatory region sequence-specific DNA binding; transcription factor binding; DNA-binding transcription factor activity, RNA polymerase II-specific.